GGGGAGUUGAAACACCGUGUCAGACGAUGCAAGCCAUCUUCCCCAUGAGGCGUCAGUUUUAGGGGGAUUUUGAAAAAUAACCUGAGCUUUCAAAGAUUCACGCUGGGACGUAAGAGAGGACAGAAAUCAACACUGGACGUCCGAAACAAAGAGGUUUAUUCCACAGAGCCGGGAACGCCCUUGUCCCCGCCCCCUAGCGAAAAUCCCGCAUGCCAUUGGUCAAACUGCUGCACUACGCUCCUGUGAUUGGCUGGCGGCCUCGUCACUGAGCGUCUGUUGUUCCUACUCGCCUCGGAGCCAGAGCGCCUGUGACAGUGGGCUGCUUUGAUUCAUGCUGUUGUGGAGCCUCAUUUUGGGAUUUGGAGAACAAUUAAUGCGGCCAGAGCAGAGCGCAUGAAGGAUGAGAAGAUGAAUGUGGAGGCUCUAAGCAGAGCAGAGCUGCUGACUCUCCUCAGUAUCUUGGAGGGCGAGCUGGAGGCCCAGGAUGUGGUCAUACAUGCCCUCAGGGCGCAGCACAGAGAUGCUUUCGUCCAGGAGCGUUACGGCCAGUACGACCUCAGCGAUCCGUUCCUGGCCCUGCAGCGGGACAGCGAGUCCGAGGAGCGCCAAAACACGCUCACCCAGCCUGAUGCGCACCUGCACGGCCGGGCGGUGGGCCCAAACCCUCUGGCUGUGCUUAAACUGGUCAUGGCGCACUGCAAGAGGAUGCAGGAGAGGAUGAUGGGACAGUUGGCUGCUGCUGAGAGCCGACACAGGAGGAUGAUAGCUGAUCUGGAGGAGGAGAAACGACGGCAUGCCCAGGACUCCGCGCACAGUGAUGAUUUCGCCUUCAUGCUGCAGACAGAAAGAGACAAACUGCUGCAACAGUUGGAGGUGGAGCGUGCAACAGUGUGGAGGUUAGAGAAGGAACAAGCUCAGGCAGUGAGCCAGGUGGAGGAGUCACUGUCCCAGCAGCAGCAGCUCUCCUCAUCUCUGACUCUGGAGCUCCAGAAAGCCAGCAGCCUGGCUCAGGAGGAGGCUCAGAAGGUGUCCCACCUUAGCACCUUGCUCCAAGAGGAGACCAGCGCCCUGGAGAAGCUCCGGGGGCUUCUUGAAGACGAGAAGAGCAGAGCGGCACAGCUAGAGGCCGGGCGUGAGAGGCAGCUGGCCGAGUUUGACGCAGAGCGGCAGCAGAUGAAAGCCAGGAUCAGCAAAGAGGAGGAGAGGAGCAGGGAGCUCGAGAGGCAGCUGGAGGAGCUGAGGAAGAGGUUGGCUGAAACUGGAGGAUGUAAAGAAGAGGUAAAGGAGGCCGUGACAGAGGUGAAACAGUCAGCCUCCAAGAUGAUGGUGGUGUCCACCUCCGUUCAGACCGAGCCGGAUGGAAAAAUCACUCCUGUCGCUCCUAAAUCUGCCUCACUGUCAAAGGUCAAUGGCUGUCACGCUCAUAAAGAGACAGAGCCGACGCAGGAAGGGAGAGGAGCAGAAAAUGGAGGGGUGGUAGAGAAUGGGGGAGGAGUGCUUUUACAUUCUCCUCUUCACCCUCACCCUCAUCCUCACUCUCCCUCCAGCACAGCCUCCUCUUCCCUCUCCUCUUCCCCUAUUUCCUCCCCGGUCCUUGCCAAGCGCCUGGGCAGCCCAGGCUUCCAUCAGUCCUCCUACCAGGCUGGAGUCAACCAGCGAUUCCAGGCCGCCAGGCACAAGUUCCAGAGCCAGGCUGAGCUGGAGCAGCAGCAAAACGGCCCGCUCUCUCCGAGAGACCUCUCCCCCACCACCUCCUCCAUGCCUCCCCCACCAGAGCACAGCACAGCUAAGCAGCUGGCCCGCAACACUGUCACUCAGGUGCUGUCCCGCUUCACCAGCCAGCAGGCUGGCGUCAAGCUGGCACCAAUCAGCAGCUCUCCAUUUGGUACAGACUACCGCAAUGUAGCAGCGUCUCCUCCCGGGGGGAGGUCACCUUCCUCAGGGCCUCUUUCUCCAGGCAUCCGCUCCCCCCUCACUCCUCGCUCAGACAGGAUCCACCCGCCUCCGAUCCCUCCCAAGAAGCCCGGCAUGAGUCCGACUCCGGGCUCCCCGAGUCACUCUGCUCGGACCAGCCUGUUCCCAGAGCUGACAGGGAACUGUGGACACAGUAACAGUGGGCAGGAGGGGGCCAAGGAGCCAGACCUGGUUUUAUCUUCUAGUAGCUAACUAAACGAGUCAGGCCUAAGUUCAUAGUUACUGUAACAUUCAUCUCUGCCAGCCCUUAUACCCACUUCAUGGCGCACACAUAAUGAAUAGCAUCGACACUACAAAGCUGGGCUGGUUCAAACAGAUGAAUCCAGGAGUUUGUCGCAGCCCUACCUCUAUACGACAACCUGAGAAACAAUCGGAGAAGAGCUAUUUGAAAUAAAAUAUAGUAUAUUAUGGAUUUUCUUUAUUUGAAUUAAUGUUUCUAUUAACGUUCCUGUGUUUUUUCCUUUAUAUCAAAUUUUUGUAAGUUUGAAGUUAGAAUGAAAGUUAGAAUGAAAAUAUUUAUGUUAUUUUCCACUUCAACCCUGUAUUAAGGGUGUUUAGAAACCCUAUAUAUAGAGAAACCAAGCUAAAGAAGAAAAUGUUAAUGAGAUUUUAUACCACAACACUCCUGUUCAUUUCCCUUAAUGCUCAAAUUGCCAGUCCUGUUAGAAUAAACAAAGACAACUUUAGUUAGAGGCAAAACUGUAUAGCAAGUAGAAGGGCAAAAAACAUAUGGAUGUAGAGUAUAGCAAAUGUAUAGCUAUCACCAUUUCACAAGAAACUAGUGGGUAGAUUUUAAAGGUUUUUCCAAUGAAUUCUUAUGCAGUUCCUGUGAUUGUCCAUGAAAACAAUAUACAACUGUACAAGUAGUUGACUAGUUUGAAGAAAUCUGUUGAUUCUCUAUGAAUGAAGAAUAUCACAUGCAUGUGCUGUUUUUGGUUUUGUUUUUUUCUAUUACACAAGUCACGACUACACUGAAUCUUAUCUUGAAAAGGGUCGGCACACUUUGUAUUACAUUACUGUAAGAUACCUAAUGUCUUCAAUUUCAAAUGUUUUGUUCAGGGAGUGCUAAUUUCUGCUCCACCCAAACCAAGGAGUAUGCAUCAUGCAUGUAUGAAAACCCUUUUACUCCAACAGUGAACAUAAUGGGGAGUACAGGUUUGUAUCUUGCUGCUGUAACUGUUUCUAUAUCUGUCCAAUAAUUGACUUAGUGUCGUGUCUAAUCCUAAUGCUGCUCUACACUAUGAGCAGUUAAUGUUUACCAUGCUUUCUGUGUUUUCUGGCUUUGAAACAAAGAACUGAUUGAAAGUCAUUAUUUUACCUAAUUAAUUAAAAACCUGUAGUUACACAUCACUUAUCUGUGAGAGGCAAUGUCCCUCAGCUGUCUCUAGUAAAUAUGCAUAUCAUGAACACCUGCAACAUCUAGUACUAUUUCAAAUAAAUUGCCCAUGCCUUAGA
Messenger RNA from Chelmon rostratus (copperband butterflyfish), 3429 nucleotides. Its product is annotated as CTTNBP2 N-terminal-like protein. Lineage: Eukaryota; Metazoa; Chordata; Actinopteri; Chaetodontiformes; Chaetodontidae. The record is from RefSeq and is a predicted model, not a curated record. The transcript has 6 exons. Bases 394 to 2166 code for a protein of 590 amino acids.